AUGGAACGGGUGGAACAGCUUAAUGGGCCAUUGGAAAAGCGUACCAUGUCCUACCGUGAUGCUGAAGACAGUGACGAGCAUCCUGAAUCUCUAGCAACGCCAGAUAUUUCAUGUAAUACCGCACCGACCGCGAACGGCGAUAACGAAUCCGAAAAGCAAGUUCGUGGAAGUGACACCGAAGCUGGUAGUGGGGUGCAACAGUGCACCGAUGAAAAUGAUGAUGAAAUUAAUGAAUCAACGCGCCUUACUACGAUGAAUGACGAGGAAAAUUCCUCCAGCGGCACAACAUCUCCCGGGCUGGCCGGGAAAAACAUUGCUCUCGUACAACCAAACAAUCAUCGACGGUCAGACGAACCGACCGAGCUAAGCUUCGAAAAGUUUCCUGAAAAUCACGAGGAAAAGUUAAAACGCAUUAAGAUCGAAAACGCACUGGACGACCCGAAAACGCCUUUAGAGGCCUGGCAGCAGUUUGCCAAAUCGGAGUACGGUCUUAUAAAUGAUGACUUGCGACGAAAGAUCUGGCCACUGCUGGUCGGUGUUGACCCACAACAGGUCGAUCCAGCACCCUCGCUGGAGGAAUUGAAUAACCAUCCCGAGUAUAAUCAGGUGGUGCUAGACGUGAACCGCUCGCUGAAGCGCUUUCCACCGGGCAUUCCAUACGAGCAGCGUGUGGCACUGCAGGAUCAGCUAACCGUGCUGAUUCUUCGUGUCAUUAUCAAGCACCCACAUCUGAAGUAUUACCAAGGAUACCACGAUGUAGCCAUCACGUUCCUGCUGGUCGUGGGUGAAGAGGUUGCAUUUCAUGUGAUGGAAAUACUGUCCACGAACCAUUUGGUCGAAUGUAUGCAGGAAACGAUGGAACCCACGCAGCGGCGAUUGAUGUUUAUUUAUCCGCUUGUACGCCGGGAAAAUGCGGCACUGUGUAGCUACCUGGAAAGAUCGACGGUAGGAACACUCUUUGCCUUACCAUGGUACCUGACCUGGUUCGGGCACAGUCUCAACUCGUACCGUUCGGUGGUACGAUUGUACGAUUACUUUCUGGCGUCCGAUUUUCUACUGCCAAUCUACGUUACCUCCGCGAUCGUGAUCUUUCGCCAGAAUGAGAUAUUUCAGGAGGACUGUGAUAUGGCAUCGUUGCACUGUUUACUCUCACAGCUACCUGAAGAUCUCCCCUUUGAAUAUUUGCUAAAGAGUGCCGAAAAUUUGUACCGAAAGUAUCCUCCACGAGUAAUCGAAAAGGAUGUCGAAACUAUGAUCGCCAAAGAGAAACAGCAACGAAUUAACGAAGAGCGCGAACGUGAAUAUCGAAAACUGUACGGCAAAAAACCACCACCGGUCUCGAACUCCAUUAUCAGUCGGUUUCUGCCCCAUCUGCAACUGUCCCGUCGGUCUGUCUUCGUUACGACCGCUUUCUCGAUACUGGUCGGGUUCUGUGCGUACUACUAUCGGGCGCACUACAUACCGCUGGCAGCGGUCAGAUGAGUGGAGCUGUUCCGAACGCGACUACCGUCGUCGUUCGUCGUUUGUGCCU
Anopheles marshallii is the source of this 1531-nucleotide messenger RNA. Its product is annotated as TBC1 domain family member 20. Lineage: Eukaryota; Metazoa; Arthropoda; Insecta; Diptera; Culicidae. Gene Ontology annotation, molecular function: GTPase activator activity. Bases 1 to 1482 code for a protein of 493 amino acids. Gene Ontology annotation, cellular component: endoplasmic reticulum membrane. Gene Ontology annotation, biological process: positive regulation of GTPase activity; endoplasmic reticulum to Golgi vesicle-mediated transport. The record is from RefSeq and is a predicted model, not a curated record. The transcript has 7 exons.